GGGUUCAGGCGGAGCUCGCCACCACCGCCGCUGUUGCUGCUUCUGCUAGGCCGCCGCGCGGUUUCCCGGCGUCCCGAAUCCCUCACCCCCAAACCGGAGGACAGCGCGCCCUCAGCCGCCGUCGCCUUUCGGCACUCCCAUGAUCGCCCAGUGCUUUUCGGCUGUGCGAAGCCUCCACAGAAUUGGUGGUUCCAGGAUUUUAUUCAGAAUGACUUUAGGAAAAGAAGUGAUGUCUCCUCUUCAGGCAAUGUCUUCCUAUACUGCAGCCGGCAGAAAUGUUUUAAGAUGGGAUCUUUCACCAGAGCAAAUUAAAACAAGAACUGAGGAGCUCAUUGCACAGACCAAACAGGUGUACGAUGCUAUUGCAAUGCUUGACAUUGAGGAAGUAACUUACAAGAACUGUUUGCAGGCACUGGCAGAUGUAGAAGUGAAGUAUAUAGUGGAACGAACCAUGCUAGACUUUCCCCAGCACGUCUCCUCUGACAAAGAAGUACGAGCAGCAAGUACAGAAGCAGACAAAAGACUUUCUCGUUUUGAUAUCGAGAUGAGCAUGAGAGAAGAUAUCUUUCUGAGAAUUGUUCAUUUAAAGGAAACAUGUGAUCUGGGAAAGAUAAAGCCUGAAGCCAGACGAUACCUGGAAAAAUCAGUGAAAAUGGGAAAAAGGAAUGGGCUCCAUCUUCCAGAACAAGUACAAAAUGAAAUUAAAGCAAUGAAGAAAAGAAUGAGUGAGCUAUGUAUUGACUUUAACAAAAACCUCAAUGAGGAUGAUACCUUCCUUGAAUUUUCCAAGGCUGAACUUGGUGCUCUUCCUGAUGAUUUCAUUGACAGUUUGGAAAAGACAGAUGAUGACAAGUAUAAAAUUACCUUAAAAUAUCCACACUAUUUUCCUGUCAUGAAGAAAUGUUGUAUCCCUGAAACCAGAAGGAAGAUGGAAAUGGCUUUUAAUACAAGAUGCAAAGAGGAAAACACCAUAAUCCUGCAUCAGCUACUCCCACUGCGGGCCAAAGUAGCCAAACUGCUCGGCUACAGCACACAUGCUGACUUUGUCCUUGAAAUGAAUACUGCAAAGAAUACAAGCCACGUAACAGCCUUCCUAGAUGAUUUAAGCCAGAAAUUAAAACCCUUGGGUGAAGCAGAACGAGAGUUUAUUUUGAAUUUGAAGAAAAAAGAAUGUGAAGAGAGAGGUCUUGAAUACGAUGGGAAAAUCAAUGCCUGGGAUCUAUAUUACUACAUGACUCAGACAGAAGAACUCAAGUACUCUGUAGACCAAGAGAUCCUCAAGGAAUACUUCCCAAUUGAAGUGGUCACUGAAGGCUUACUGAAUAUCUACCAGGAGCUGUUGGGACUUUCAUUUGAGCAAGUGACAGAUGCUCAUGUUUGGCAUAAAAGUGUUACACUUUACACUGUGAAGGAUAAAGCUACGGGAGAAGUAUUAGGACAGUUCUACUUGGACCUCUAUCCAAGGGAAGGAAAAUAUAACCACGCAGCCUGCUUCGGUCUCCAGCCUGGCUGCCUCCUACCUGAUGGGAGCCGCAUGAUAUCUGUGGCUGCCCUCGUGGUGAACUUCUCACAGCCACUAGCAGGUCGUCCCUCUCUCCUGAGACACGAUGAGGUGAGGACUUACUUCCAUGAAUUUGGUCACGUCAUGCAUCAGAUUUGUGCACAGACCGACUUUGCGCGAUUUAGUGGAACAAAUGUGGAAACUGACUUCGUAGAGGUGCCAUCACAAAUGCUUGAAAAUUGGGUGUGGGACGCUGAUUCCCUCCGAAGACUGUCAAAACAUUAUAAAGAUGGAAGCCCUAUUACAGAUGAUCUGCUUGAAAAACUUGUGGCUUCUAGACUGGUCAACACAGGUCUCCUGACCUUACGCCAGAUUGUUUUGAGCAAAGUUGAUCAGUCUCUCCAUACCAACACUUCGCUGGAUGCUGCAAGUGAAUAUGCCAAAUACUGCACAGAAAUUUUAGGUGUUGCAGCUACUCCAGGCACAAAUAUGCCAGCAACUUUUGGACAUUUGGCGGGGGGAUAUGAUGGCCAAUAUUACGGAUAUCUUUGGAGUGAAGUAUUUUCCAUGGACAUGUUUUACAGCUGUUUUAAAGAAGAAGGGAUAAUGAAUCCAGAGGUUGGAAUGAAAUACAGAAACCUAAUCCUGAAACCUGGGGGAUCUAUGGACGGCAUGGACAUGCUCCAGAAUUUCUUGAAACGUGAGCCAAACCAAAAAGCGUUCCUAAUGAGUAGAGGCCUGCAUGCUCCGUAAACUGGGGAUCUUUGGGAGCAGUCCAUGUCUGGAGGACAAGCUGACAUCAUCUUGUAUUACUGGCCUGGAAACUGAAGGGAGUUUUGCAAAUGAAAAUGUAGAUUUCUAUUGACUUCCUUUUGUUUUUUGAUUUGAAAAAUUAUACAGAUGUAAAUGGAAUUAUAAAUACUGUGACCUAAGAA
Molecule: messenger RNA, 2436 nt
Organism: Eubalaena glacialis (North Atlantic right whale)
Lineage: Eukaryota; Metazoa; Chordata; Mammalia; Artiodactyla; Balaenidae
Gene: NLN
Product: neurolysin
Exons: 13
Coding region: 140-2254 (704 amino acids)
Biological process (GO): proteolysis; peptide metabolic process
Cellular component (GO): mitochondrial intermembrane space
Molecular function (GO): metalloendopeptidase activity
Source: RefSeq, a predicted model, not a curated record